Periophthalmus magnuspinnatus is the source of this 633-nucleotide messenger RNA. Its product is annotated as cadherin-2-like. The transcript has 4 exons. Gene Ontology annotation, biological process: calcium-dependent cell-cell adhesion; multicellular organism development; synapse assembly. The coding region runs from base 1 to 633 and encodes 210 amino acids. Gene Ontology annotation, cellular component: catenin complex; lamellipodium; adherens junction. Gene Ontology annotation, molecular function: cadherin binding; calcium ion binding. Lineage: Eukaryota; Metazoa; Chordata; Actinopteri; Gobiiformes; Gobiidae. The record is from RefSeq and is a predicted model, not a curated record.
AUGGCCAAUGCCUUAGUAAAGGUCUGUGUCCAAUUAAGCUUCUUAGACUGUGGAUCGGGGCACGUGUACCUGGAGGCAGGAGACAGCGCAGACUUCCGUGUGACUCAGGAUGGAGCUGUGUAUGCUCUACGGCACCUCUCCAUGGACGGGCUGAACAAACACAUGCUGGUGGUCUACGCUCGAGACCUGGAGUCCAAACAGGUGUGGAAGACCAGGGUGCACCUCAAGACCAGCACCCAUGGAGACAAGCCAGCACCCAUAAAGGUGAAUGCAGGUGCAACGGUCCUGACUCAACAACAGAAGCAGCAGCAGCAGUCUAUGCCGGAGGUGCUGUUUCUGUGGAGAAGCGUGGUUGCUGGGGGCAACGGGGCACUCAGGCGGGUCAAGAGGGACUGGGUCAUCCCCCCUAUCAAUGUGCCCGAGAACUCCAGAGGGCAGUUCCCAGAGGACCUCGUCAGGAUUCGCUCAGACCGGGACAAGAACCGCCUGUUACGCUACAGUGUGACAGGACCAGGAGCAGACCAGCCGCCCACCGGGAUCUUCAUCAUCAACCCUAUCUCUGGACAGCUGUCUGUGACUAAACCCUUGGAUCGAGAGCACAUCUCCAACUUCCAUGUAAAUCACUGGAAUUAG